This is a messenger RNA of Triticum turgidum subsp. durum (durum wheat), 687 nucleotides long. The record is from the annotation of a GenBank genome assembly. Lineage: Eukaryota; Viridiplantae; Streptophyta; Magnoliopsida; Poales; Poaceae.
AUGCAUACUGAUGAUAGGGCCCAUGGUGCGCAUCCAAACUUUUGUGGCCAUAAUGGUGCUUCGUCGUCCAUUUCUCUAGAAAAUGUGAAGCAUGCCACCCUGUGUGGUUUGUCGGCAGCGGCAAUUAAGUCUAAACUCUUUGCGGAUCAGGAGGAACGUGAAAUCCAAAGACUAGUUGCUACCAUGAUAAAUCAUCAGUUGAAGAGGCUGGAGUUAAAGCUGAAGCAGUUUGCUGAAGUCGAGACCUUACUUUUGAAGGAAUGCGAGCAAGUGGAGAGAGCCAGGCAGAGGAUUUCAGCUGGCCGUAUCCAGGCGAUGCGAGCCUGCUCAAAUCCCCUGGAAACUUGUCUGCCCACCAGUGGCAGUAGCACUAUGUCACCCAAUCCAAUGAAUAUAAGCCCUAGACCGUUGGCCGUGCCGCGUUCCAUGGCUGAAGCUACGGUACAAGCGGCAUACCCUAAUAACAUGCAGGGGCAGGGGCAUCCACAAAUGCCGUUCGUGCAGCGGCGGCCACAGAUGCUCUCGUUUGGGCCUCGCUUACCGUUUUCAGCUAACCAAACUCAGCCACUUGCACAGGCGCCGAACAUUAUGUUCAGCUCUGGUGCAAUGCUCGGUUCGGUAACUCCAAAUCAUCAUCAUCAGCUGUUGAGGUCGUCAUCUUCAGGAAACAAUUCUACUCUAGGAUAG